This is a messenger RNA of Hemibagrus wyckioides, 2871 nucleotides long. It is a transcript of the gene slc1a3a, whose product is annotated as solute carrier family 1 member 3a. Gene Ontology annotation, biological process: L-aspartate import across plasma membrane; D-aspartate import across plasma membrane; L-glutamate import across plasma membrane. The transcript is spliced from 10 exons. The record is from RefSeq and is a predicted model, not a curated record. Gene Ontology annotation, cellular component: plasma membrane. NCBI's taxonomy places the organism in Eukaryota, Metazoa, Chordata, Actinopteri, Siluriformes, Bagridae. Gene Ontology annotation, molecular function: neutral L-amino acid transmembrane transporter activity; L-glutamate transmembrane transporter activity; glutamate:sodium symporter activity. Bases 560 to 2176 code for a protein of 538 amino acids.
GUAGACUUGUGUUUGUUUCUUGUGAGGAUCUCCAACUGCAGGAGGUCUGAGAACUUCUGAACAAAGUGUAAUCUCAAACCUUUCACCUGACUCUGGACACUGACCCGAGGUCAGCUCCAACUCUCUGAAACUCAGCAUGUGCUGAAACCUGAGUCAAUAAACCACACAGGAAGCUGCUAAGCAACUCCAGGAUCUCCAAAUCCUUCUGAAGAGUGGAGGAUGAAGAACUAGUAGGGUUCAGUACCUUCUGUGGACAUGAUGUGUUUCAGGACCUUUAGAGAAAAGACUAGAACCUUCUACAGAACUUUCUGAAGACCUAAAACCCUGCUGAAACUUCUAAUGAGUUCCACAGAGUCUGUUAAUACAAAGUUCUGGAAUCUUCUGAGGAACCAAAGAGAAGAUUUCUGGAACCUUCUGAAGGAUUAAAAAAUCCAGGCAACCUCUGAUCCACUGAAGACUUCAGGAACCUUCUGAGGAACCAAAGAGUUCCAGAACCUUCUGAGAGGCAGUGUGUGUGUGUUGAGGAGAAGUGUGUUUCAGACGGACCAGAGUAGCUGCUAUGACUCAGAGUAACAGGGAGACGCAGCGUCCAGGAGGCCGGAUCCAGCAGAUCAGAGACAGAAUGACCAAGAGAUCAAUCCGAGCGCGUGACGCCGUGCAGAACCUCACCACUAAAGACGUCCGAUCCUGCUGCAGGAGAAACGCCUUUGUCAUCCUCACCAUCGCCGCGGUCAUCAUCGGUAUUGUUCUGGGCUUUGCACUGCGUCGCUAUAAGAUGUCGUAUCGGCAGGUGAAGUACUUCUCCUUUCCUGGGGAGCUGCUGAUGCGCAUGCUGCAGAUGUUAGUGCUCCCCCUGCUGGUGUCCAGUCUCAUUACAGGCAUGGCUGCACUGGACAGUCGAGCGUCCGGCAGGAUGGGGAUACGGGCCGUGGUCUACUACACCACCACCACCGUCAUUGCCGUCUUCAUCGGAAUCGUCAUGGUGAUCAUCAUCCAGCCAGGAAGGGGCGGAGCCAAACCACAGACACUCACACAGCAGAAUCUAGAGGAGGUGAACACUGCUGAUGCUUUCCUGGACUUAAUCAGAAAUAUGUUUCCUCCAAAUCUAGUGCAGGCCUGUACUCAACAGUUUAAGACCCAGACUGGGAAGCGGAUGGUGACGGUGAGGGUGAUGGUGAACAGCACAGUGAACGGUUCCAGUGAGGGACAGGAUCUGAGUUAUGAGGAGGACAUCCCGGUCCUCGGGACAGUGAACAGCAUCAAUGCUCUGGGCCUGGUGGUCUUCUCCAUGAGCUUUGGCCUCAUCAUUGGUAGCAUGAAGGAGCAGGGUCAGCCACUCAGGGAUUUUUUCGACUGUCUCAACGACGCCAUCAUGAGGCUUGUGGCCAUUAUCAUGUGGUACGCUCCUGUGGGCAUCCUCUUCCUGAUUGCAGGGAAGAUCCUGGAGAUGGAGGACCUGUCAGCGAUGGGUGGAGCUCUGGGCCUCUACACCAUCACGGUCAUCGUGGGCCUACUCAUCCACGCUGUCCUCGUUCUGCCCACUAUCUACUUUCUCGUCACACGCAAAAACCCCUUUGUGUUCAUCGGAGGUCUCCUACAGGCCCUCAUCACCGCACUAGGCACCUCCUCCAGCUCUGCCACUCUGCCCAUCACGUUUAAGUGUCUGGAGGAGAAUAAUGGGUUGGAUAAGCGGGUCACGCGGUUCGUGUUGCCAGUAGGAGCCACCAUCAAUAUGGACGGCACGGCACUGUAUGAGGCUCUCGCUGCCAUCUUCAUCGCUCAGGUCAACAACAUGGACCUUAACUUUGGCCAGAUCCUCACAGUCAGUAUCACAGCCACGGCAGCCAGCAUCGGAGCAGCGGGGAUCCCCCAGGCUGGCCUAGUUACCAUGGUGAUAGUGCUGACCUCUGUAGGACUUCCAACUGAUGACAUCACUCUCAUCAUCGCAGUGGAUUGGUUCCUAGACCGUUUGCGCACCACCACUAAUGUCCUUGGUGACUCCAUCGGGGCAGGUGUGGUGGAGUUUUUGUCUCGUCAUGAGCUUCACUCAGCGGAUGUUGAAGUGGGGAACUCGGUGGUGGAGGAGAGCAAGACGAAGAAGUUGCCCUAUCACCCCGUCUCUCAGGAGAACGAGUACGAGAACGACAAAAUCCCCAACAAUGAGACCAAGAUGUAGCUGAACAUGGCCAAAGACUCUGAAACAAACAGACCACACCUCCUUCCCUCAGAUACUGAUGCAUUGUGGGUAACAUGGACUUGCCACUCAGUCAGGAGUUUAGAAUUCUUUUGUUUUUGUUUCUUUUCUAGCUGCUGUAUAAAAAUCAUACAUUAACAUGGAGAGUUACAUUAAACUGAGCCAGCAUGCUAACAUACAGCAUCAGCGAAUACGUAACAUGCUUCUGUUAGUGGACUAGCUAAUUCCUCCACUCAUACACACAGGUGUGGACAUUUUAUCGAGACGUAGCAGGUCAGAAUUCUGCAUUAACUAGCAGAACACAAGCUAGAACAUAAUGCUAAUCUCUGUUAAGUAAGAUGUUGCUGAUGCUAACUAGCAUUUCUCAGUUUUAUACACCAUCACUCUAUGUGUCACGCAAUCCUGCCAUCUUUGAUAAGACACUUAUAGCAACUUUAGCCUUUAGCAUUGCGGCUACACUGACCGUUAGCGAGCAGUAGCUUAAUGUGUGGUAUUUCACCUCAGAGUCAUUAGUUAGUAUAUAAGUUCAAAGCUAAUUAUAAAUGUGGCUAAUACACUGCUAAUUGAAUUUAGAUGGCAUAUUUUAGCAUGCUAGCUGAGUUUAGCCCCGCCCCAUUCUACUGUGUAUGUCAUUAUGUGAUUUUUUAUGUGUUCUCAAAACUUUUUCAAAUAAAACA